AUGCUCCAUGGCAGCGAGAGCGACACAACAGGACGCUCGGUCCCUUCGCUGUACGAGUCGUUCAAGAUGGCCGCCGUCGCGACUCCUGCCCACCAAGUCACUCUUGUUUCAGCAGAGGAUGAGCAUGGCGAGGAGGAGUGCCCCAUUUGCUGUGAGAGUCUGAGCUUCACCUACCGCCUGCCUGGCGAGAAGCCCCAUGUCGUUCCGGAAUGUGGUCACGCCCUCCACGAGGAGUGCUUCGUCACCGUGUACGGCAAGGUCUUGCCGUCCGGUUCUUCUCGCAACAUUGGUGUCUGUGGUGUCUGCCGUCAACCAAUGCGAGUCAGUGGCACAGGCGGAGAGCGCAGUAUGGGCAAGAACAAGCUCGCCGCAUUGAUGGGGGGCGAGAACGCGUCAGGAUUGCCAGUCAUGGGUAAUGGAAGGCCAACUUCGGUUCACGGCGCAGAACACCUGGAUGGCAAUGGGGACGAUGGCGUCGAGCCUGUGCAGCAGCAAGGAGCUGGCUUGCCAUCUCGUAUGCAGGACCAACACGUCAAGGUCGUCAUCCCCCGCAUCUCUAUCCUCUCCGAGUACGCUUCGGUCCGUCGGGUCAACAACGGCAAGCAGAUGGUCACGGCGAUGGUUUCGAUCGAUAUCCCUCCCGCUGCGGAUAGGAGCAAGUACGCUGCCCGAACCCUUACGCCACCGCUCCCCUCCCCACCGUCUGCUGCAUCAUUCCAUGACGCACUGGCUUCCCAACCCCUCAGCCAACCGCUGUCUCCCAAGCUCCCGAGUCCGUUCACCCAUGUCGUGGCCGACCUGCGAAGGCGGCUGGAAAACUACAAGAGCCACGGGAUCGACACGCUCGGCCCAUUGCGACUUUUCGACAUCCUCAAGGUCCGCAAGGGCACCUUCCAAAAGGACUUUCACAUCUACCUCUUCCAAGAGGCGCUCAUCUGUGUGUCUGAGGAGCGCAAGUCGGGCAUCCGCAACAUGUUCCACGGUUCCAGUAAAUCCAACGGCGACAGCCAUCGUACUGUGCUCAAGCUGCGUGGGCGGAUUUACCUCCGCCACGUUCACCACGUUGUCGACGCGUCGACCAAAAAGGAGCUCAGCAUUGCUCUCACCAUGGAAACCGAGCAGGAGGGUAUUGACUCGUUUAUGCUCUCAUUCAGUGACCGGAGCAGCCAUGAAAUGUGGAAGACAACAGUCACCCGGCUCGUCGAGGAGGCGAACAACCCUGUCCCUCCCUCACACAUCGUAACGGGUGGCCCAGGGAAGGUGGCCAAGCUCAUGGGUCCUCCUCCACCCGGUGUUAGGGCACCGACGGUCAACAGUGGCGUCAAUCUGUCACCGGUGCCAGUCCCCGCUUCUCUUCACGAGGACAUCCCGGUCUGCCCCAUCACUUGCUUGGGAGACUUGGCGUACCACACUCCACUGGCCCGACAGCACACGCCGGUCGACCUGGUCAUUGCCCUCUCAACGCCGUCCCACCCCACUCCCAUAUCUGGCGGUGGCGCGAACGGCCUGCCACUGAAGACCCGGCUCAUGCGAACGGCACUGCAGUUUGUCCUAGCCUGCAUGGGACCCAAGGACCGAGUGGCGUUUGUCGCAACCGAGCUGGGUACUCAGGGUGUGGUUCGCAAGACACCACUCCUCAAUGCCACGCAUCACGACAGCCGCAAGCGUCUCGAGGCGUUUGUCGAUGGCCUCGGUAUCGGCAAGAUCGACGACGACGAGUUCGAAGUCGAGAUUACAAAAGACGAGCGUCCAGACGUCGUGACUGCCGUAAAUGUGGCACUCGAUGUCAUCCUGCAGCGCAAGGUCAAGAACCCGCUGUGCGGCUUUGUUCUCAUCAGCGACACGGCCGAACAGAUCAAGAGGUCUCAGAUGGACUUGGUCACCGCGCGAUUGGAUGCUGCAAAGGUACCUGUUCACACGUUUGGCUAUGGCAAGGCCCAUGACCCGUCACCACUGUGGAUGAUCUCGAACCACACGCAUGGCACCUACACCUUUGUCAAGGAGUGGUACCACCUUCGCGAUGCCCUUGCGGGUGCCAUCGGUGGCAUUAUGUCUAUCGCGCUCACAAGCAUGAAGCUGCGACUCACCUGCCAGGACAACGACUUCCGCGUCACCAAGGUGUCUGGCACCUCGCAGGCUGUCAUUUCGACCUCGGGCAAGGAUAUCGACAUUGACCUCCAUGAAGUGCGCCAUGGCGAACGCCGUGAGAUCCUGAUCGAGAUGGAGCUCGACUGCGGUCCUGGAGGUGAAGGGAGCGAGGAGCAAGGUGACGACGGCGUCAGCCUCAACCGCCACCAGAGCAUGGUCUCCUCUGGUGGCAGCCUUCGCAGCCGUCCCAGCCUCAAUGUGCACAACAUCAACGGACUCGGCGGUGCCCUUGACGCGCUGGCUAUGAGCGACCCGUCGGUUAUCCAGAGUGUCGUGUCCCGCAGCACCUACCCUGAGGGCGUGGUUGAGGAGGUGCCCGUGGUCGAAGUCGACUGCAGCUUCCACGACCCGCUGGCUGGCAGGAGUGCCGCUCGCCUCGCACACCCGGUGCUGCUUGCGCUUCCGGUCCUCCCGCCGUCCGCCGCUCCCAGCACGUCGUCGUCUGAACCGAGCAUUGUCCGCCGCCGCAUGGAGCUCCUGGCCAGUGACAUGAUUACCCGCGCGCUUCUGAUCGCCUCACGCAAGAACUUUGGCCACGCGACGCGUAUCCUCCGCGAGACGAAGCGCAUCAUUGAGACGAUCGCCGACAGCACUCGUCAGAACAUGCCCAGCCCGGCCGAGGCGCGCUCCCGCUUCGAGAUUGCCACGGUGCUUGCUGUCGACGGACUGGCAUCCACGAUCCAGGACGUUGACAUGUUCCUCGACGGCCUCGAGGUCAGCAAGGAGAUGUUUGAGAUGGACCACCGUAAUUACGCUGCUCAGCAGGCUGUCAUCCUCCGCACGCAACAGAGCUGGACGAACCGUACGCCGACCGAGCUCCACUACGCGACGCAGGACGUCAAGGACCUCAUCCAGGCGAGCAGUGACUACUCUCCACGAACAUGA
Vanrija pseudolonga is the source of this 3033-nucleotide messenger RNA. RefSeq names its product Rho guanine nucleotide exchange factor scd1. NCBI's taxonomy places the organism in Eukaryota, Fungi, Basidiomycota, Tremellomycetes, Trichosporonales, Trichosporonaceae. The record is from RefSeq and is a predicted model, not a curated record. Bases 1 to 3033 code for a protein of 1010 amino acids. Gene Ontology annotation, molecular function: guanyl-nucleotide exchange factor activity. The transcript has 7 exons.